Molecule: messenger RNA, 816 nt
Organism: Cornus florida
Lineage: Eukaryota; Viridiplantae; Streptophyta; Magnoliopsida; Cornales; Cornaceae
Exons: 4
Coding region: 1-816 (271 amino acids)
Molecular function (GO): zinc ion binding; nucleic acid binding
Source: RefSeq, a predicted model, not a curated record
AUGAGGAACAAUUGCAGUUGGCCGUUCAGGCAGUUCUUUUCAAAGCAUUUUGACGGGCAGUUUGUGAAAUUAAUGCCAACUGUGUUUGAGGGCAGCCCAGAUCCGCUUAUUACAUAUAGUUUCAUGGAUAGGGUAGAGAAGCAUAUUAAUGCCAUGAAUUUGGCAACGGACAAGUUGAAGAUCACAUUAGCGACUUACAAUUUUAUUGGUGAUGCUGAGAUAUGGUGGAAGACCAUUUCACACACGCACGAUUUGGAUACUAUGUUAUAUGAUACUUUUAAGAAAUUAUACUAUGAAAAGUACUUUCCUGCGCCUAAGCGGAGGGAACUAAAGAAAGAGUUGGAUGAGUUGAAGCAAGGAAUCAUGACAGUUACAGAGUAUGAAAACAAGUUUACAUUGCUUUUGAGGCCAAUUGUAGCUGCCUCAGAAUCGACAGAAUAUGCAAAAGAAGUGCGAAAGACCUUAGUGGUUGAGGCUGAGAUCAAAGACAGCAAGGCUAUCCGGGAGUCUUAUAAGCACAACAGGGGUAUGAGUGCUUUCUCCAAGGGACAAUCAAGUAAGAAACAGAAACAUGAGCAGUCAGGUUUAAGGGGACAGCAAUGCGGGCAGCAGGGACAUUACAAGUCCCAAUGCACUCAGGCUCAGAUAGCUCAAGUAAUUUGUUUCAAGUGUGGGCAAUCAGGGCAUUACAAGUCCCAGUGUACUCAGAUUCAGGUGGCAUCUGGUGGAUGUUACGGGUAUGGCCAGCAGGGCCAUAGGGUGAAAGAUUGUCCACAGCGAGGCAGUGGUUUGGGUAGAGGUGGAGGUUCACAGUAG